Chelonus insularis is the source of this 2746-nucleotide messenger RNA. RefSeq lists its product as uncharacterized. NCBI's taxonomy places the organism in Eukaryota, Metazoa, Arthropoda, Insecta, Hymenoptera, Braconidae. The record is from RefSeq and is a predicted model, not a curated record. Bases 438 to 1256 code for a protein of 272 amino acids. The transcript is spliced from 5 exons.
UAUCAAUUUUAUCAAUCUUACAAAGACCUCGAAGGUGCAACGUCUUUCAGUCGCAUUGAAUCCGUCGGUCUAAAUUACUUUAUAUAUUGACAGAUUCAUCUUUUUAUUAAAAAAACCAAUAAUAAUUUUAUUUUCAAAUAAAUUUUAAUUAUCAUCAAAAAUACGAAUCAGUGACAGUGCGAUGUGAUUUAAGCAGUCAAAAACCUUGUCCAAAUUCAAUUAUGGAACAAGGUUCCUCAAGAGAAAUUUACAAUAGUUAAAGAGUAGAAUAUUAAUAAAUUAUUAGUGAAAAAAAAUUAUUGUAUCAAAGAAUCUAAUCAAUUCAACAUUUGAAUCCUGGGAGACGAUCAAUCUACAUAAAUUUCUAUACGGUUAAAAAUCAUUUCUUUGUAAAAAAUUAAAAAAAAAGAAAGAAGAUAAUCCUAAAAAUAUUAUCAAUGCCACUUACAUUUUCGUUGCGGUACGCGUAUCUCGAUUCCGAGAGAGACAACAGGAUGUUACGAACGUCUCCUGAUCUUUAUAUAGUAACCACUUCAUCUACAAGUCAACAAAAUAAAUCCCAAUCAGAAUGUUCAGGUCGUUCCUUGGCGACCCUUCUUAUUGCCUGGGUAAGCGCAGCAUUGGUUGCAUCAGUACUUCUACGAUGGAAAUACAUGUGGAUUGCAUUAGCAGUGCUCACCCUAUUAUUCUUAAUUGCUUGUGGGUAUGCUGCAAGUACUCAUCGAAGAAAUACUGAAAGAAGUACAUCUAGAGAGGAAACUAGAAUCAUUGAUGGCAGAAAUCGAAAUAUUCCAACCGUUUCUGGAGGUGUUGAUAACAAUACAGAUAUUAUUGCACCACCAGCAUAUCAGACAUAUUGGAUUAAUGAUCUACCACCAUCUUACACUGUAGUCAUAGGAACACAACCACCAACCGGAGCUUAUCCUAUGCAUGUAGAAGAACUUUUUACACCAAGGCCAUCAAAUCCUCCACCUUAUUCAGUGGCUACUCAACAUGAUCAUACUCAAUCAUCGUCAGAUACUCAUCAGUUACCAGGGCAGUCAAUUUCUUCAAUUGUAAAUGAAAAUGAUAACAAAGAAAAUGAUAUAACUCGAGAUCAAAAUGUUCUUUCACAUGGUUCUGCUCAAAAUCAGUAUUUCAAUAACUUGAUUAGCACUUCAUGCUUAAGAAGUGAUAAAAGAACUUCAGGAAGAAAUGUUACCAACUCAUCAUCAACAAAUCAAACAAGUUCAUGCAGUGAUGUGAUGCAGAUAUGAUUGUUUAAUCAGUAUAUAAAUUUAUGUAUAUUUUUUUAAAACAUUCUUUGCUUUAAUUGCCUUAAAUUAAGUUAUUGACUAUACAUAUAAAUGUAAUUAUGUAAAAAAAAAAUAAUAAAAUUUAUUUAAAAUACAUAUAUUUGCCUGAGGACUAGUGUAACAACCAUAUCCUGUUGAGUUGACUUUAGACUUGAAGAAAGAGGAGAAAAAUAAGAAUAUAAAAGUUGGGUCAUGCCCGGCGGUAAAGUUUAACCGAGAUUACAACACCAUGUAGCCUAGAGGCUUCAAAGGAUUAAACACGACCUCACAAACAAAAUCUCAAAAUUCCUUGUUAGUCGUGGUAUAUCAUAAAAAAAUGUCACAAGUGUAAUUUGUUUAUUCAUUAAUUAUCACGAUGAUGUCACAAAGAUAUACACUAACCGCUUUGUUCUGGAUGAUUUUGAAUAGUCAUUGAUGUUAUUGUAAACUGGAAAGUUUAAGGAUUAAAAAACUGAUUGCGGAUGUAAUUCUUUAUCGAAUAAAACACUGCCAGCUACCAAUUUAUGUCAAUGUACUGCGUGUGUAAAACAAGCUCAAGGCGCUCUUAGGAAAAUGCAAUAUAACACCACGCCUCUGAUCUAUAAUGCAACAAAUGCACACUACUGUUUUCCAUUUCUUAACAUAAAAAUAUAUAUAUAAACUAUCUCCGCAACUUUUCUGCGUAUAAAUACACUCCAGCUAGUUUCCAGUGUUCAGAGCUACUUAACAUCCCCUAGAAGACAGGUGUAUUUAUUUUUCUUCUGCUAAGUUACAUUGUCUAACAUGCUGAAGAUAAUAUUAUUAGUUACCUUUUUGGCAACUGCCAAUGCUUAUUUGAGCCAUGGACCCACAAUAAUCUCACCACCUAAUUACGGUCACUAUGCUGGGAAUUACGGAGGAUAUAGUCAUUCAGCGGCGGUCCCAGCGGUUCACUCUUACAACCAUGUAACCGCAGUUGCUCCUUAUGCUCAUGCUAAGACAAUAGCACCUGCUCCAAUUGUCAACCCAUACCCUGCAGCCAGCCGACAUGCAAUCAACGCCAACUACCAAUCUGGUUUCGCACAUUCUGGUUACUCUCAUGCAGCAACAGCAUCAUCAUACAUUCCACCACCAGUUAUCUCUCCUCCUACUGUUACUUAUAAUCACAAUGUCAUCCCUCCAUCUGUUCAGACGGUUAAUCAUCCUACUCCAGCAGCAAUUCAUUAUCCUCAUCAAGCCUCUGCUAUUAAUUAUCAUGCUCGUUACUCAGUCCCAUAUUCCCACACCUAUACUCAUGGACCAAUGUACCAAAAUCAUGUUAAUUACGGAUGGUAAUUACUACUGAUGUUUAUAAUAGUCAUUAUUGGUGGUAUAUUUUCAUUUGUAUGGCAACGACUAAUUUAUAUGAAUGACUUGAUUUUAAUUUUUGUCAAAUUUUUAAUUGAUAAUAAUAGUAUUAAGUACGUGGUAUCAUAAAUAAACUACUAAAAAAU